UGAGCCGGUGAGAUUUGAACCGCUGACCUGCUGAACACAGUCAGCUAAAGUGGCCUGCAGUACUGCACUCUAACUGCUGCGCCACCUCAGCAGCAGUGGCUACCUAGAAGCUGCCUCCAUUUAGUUCCUUGCUGUUGAGCUAAGUGCCCUAGAGCUGCAUCCAGAAAACAAGACUAUGGCGGGAGAGCGGCAUUUUCUGGGUCAAAUAUUUUAUCAGUUUACCGAAAUAUAAAAUACAGAAAUACAAAGAAAAAUGAAAAUAAUGGGAAAAUAGGGGAGGAAGAGGGGAAGAGGAAAAAGUGUAGGAUAAAAGAGAAAAGAAAAAUAAAAGCGUUGACCUCCGGCUCUUGGUGCAGUAGAAGAAGGUAGUAACAUAAAACUUCAACUUUUUACUUUAAAUGAUCCUACGUACUGGCGUUUUGACAACAACAAGCCUACCUAUUGAACAAAACCUCAAAUCAAAGUUUCAUUUUUCCCCCCACCUCAAGCACAAAGUCCAGAAGCGGUUUCCAAGUCGAAACGAGAUUAAUUGUGUUCUGUUCUUUAAUCAAAGCAGUCAGUUUUGCUGUCUCUGCCAAUGCCAUCAACCUUUGCAGCUAUUCAUCCAUUGUGGGAAUCAGAGUAUCCAUUUUUGGUGCAGAAAGUAUUUUUGCCACAUUUUCUCCUCGUUUUGGGAUGAGUAUGGUCAAAAUUCAUGAGGUCAAGAUGCAAUGGUGUGGUCAAAGAGCCAUGGUUUUUAUGAAUGCCACAUACACGAUCCGCAUAAAAACCAGUCCAGGUUUUGAUUUUGCUAUCUUGGCUUUUCUGACCAUGUUCUGUGGGUGCCCAGGAUGGGGAUCCCCCUUUGAGACCAGGUUCCAUGCUGGAACUUCCUGAAGGGAGAUGUAAAAGGUGGGUCAUUCUUGAUAACACCCCCUCCAUACUUAAAACUGGGUCUAGAGCAAAAUAAUCUUCAAAGUUGAGGCCCGGGCAUGGCUGGGCAAGAGGCCAACACACCAUUCUUUAGACACCAACAUGGUGAGUUGUGCAAGCCAUCUGAGUGCAAUCAAGGACUGGGCCAUGUGAACGUGACUUUGCACUAGAUUGAUGUCUACAAAAAGGUGGAACCAGCUGCCAUUCAGUGCAGGAGCAGCUUACGUAAUGCCCAGAUACAAUUACCAAACUUCUUCUUAUACAAAUCAUUGUAUAAGCAACAUUUAAGCAACCCGAGAUCAAGCUGCUGUUACGUCCUUGCUAGUUUGCUAGCAAUGAUGGAAUAGAGAUCUGUAACAACUUCCUUUCCCCUCCCCCCCUUUUUUUUGCAUGACAUAAUGAAGUUCGAGGUUGAGUGACUUGCAAACAGAAAUCAAGUUUACUCUCUGCUGCUUUUAAGUGCAGAGAUCUGGACAAGUGAUCCUCUCAAACCGUAGGAGUUCCCUUCCUCCUUGAGAUCACGCAGACAUCUGUUGGGAGAAAGUUCCUCCCUUUGUCUUUGCAGUUUCUGCAACACUUCCACUCUCCCUGUGUGUGUUUCUCUGUCUUUGUUUUUCAUUUACUCACUCCCUCUGGGUCUCUGUCUCUGUCUUUCUCUCCGGUCAUGAUUAUUUGGAGGGGGGGGGAUAAGAUACUUUGGAGUUUGACCCCUGAAAGGCUGAUAAGGAAGCAGCUCAGCCUGACUCCUGAGCAGCAUCAAAGGCAGGACCAAUGAAUCCAAGAGCCCUGCAUAUAAAUUCCCCCUUUUCACGCCUGUGAACUGGUGAAAGAGCCUUAUUGAAUCCUCUGCGCUGGAAUCUGGAAGCCACCCUGCGGACUGGCAGAAGGCUGGUCGCCCGGAGCACGAGGCGGGAGCGAGCCCCAAGGAGCAUGCAGCCAGCAGUGUGCCUGAAGCUCUGGUGUUCCUUGCCCCCCUUCCUGAUUAUUUCCACAUCAGCCCUGCAGCGCAAAGCCUCCAGGAUCUUCCAGAGUAACAGAGUUGGCACUUCUUCCAGUUCCAGGCAGGCCACAGAGAGAUAAAGAAAAUUGUAUCAAUGUGCAAGGUGAUGAGUUGGCUCUCAGCCUGAACCUUCAAGUAUCUCCUUAAGCCACAGAGAGAAACUUGUUCGUCUGCUCUCAGAAAACUCCCACACAACCCAACCCAACCCAACACAAGGUGACGGGAACAGGAACAGCCUUCAAAAACUUAUUUUCUGGGACUCUGUUCCCAGCCUUGGGCUCAGCAGAUAAGACCUCUGCUUGUGGUGGGACCUCUCUUCCUUGCAGUUUCACCAGACUCCGGCACAAAGAAGGAACAAUCCACGCGCUGGGCAGACGAGGCAGCUGGCAGCCAGGGCGAGCAGCAGCGAUGGAGCCUAGCAGUACCAGCCCAACGUCUCCCCCCUCCAACAGCUGGACUGCCUUCCCCCAGCAGACCCUGGAGGCCGUUGAUAUUGUUGUCCUGGUUUUGUACUUCGUCUUUGUUUUGGCUGUGGGCCUGUGGUCAAUGUGGAAGACAAAACGAAGCACCGUUAAGGGUUACUUCCUAGCUGGGGGUGAGAUGGUCUGGUGGCCGGUGGGGGCUUCCCUGUUUGCCAGUAAUGUUGGCAGCGGGCAUUUCAUUGGCUUGGCUGGCUCUGGUGCAGCCUCUGGAAUUGCUGCCACGGCCUACGAAUGGAAUGGGAUGUUUUGUGUCCUGGUGUUGGCAUGGCUGUUUGUUCCCAUCUAUCUUGCAAGUGAGGUUACAACCAUGCCAGAGUAUUUGCAGAGACGGUUUGGUGGCAAAAGGAUUCAGAUCUUCCUUGCAAUUCUCUACUUGUUUAUCUAUAUAUUCACCAAAAUUUCAGUUGACAUGUACGCUGGGGCUCUCUUCAUCCAACAGGCCCUGCACUGGGACCUCUACAUAGCGGUCAUCGGUUUGCUGGUCAUCACUGCAAUUUACACUGUGGCAGGGGGCCUGGCAGCGGUCAUCUACACGGACACCCUGCAGACGGUCAUCAUGCUGGCUGGCGCCCUCACCCUGAUGGGCUUCAGCUUUGCCAAAGUUGGAGGCCUUGAGGACCUGAAGAACAGAUACUUCAAAGCCAUCGCAAGCAACCACCACGGAAACACCAGCUGUGGCUUGCCAAGACAGGAUGCCUUCCACAUAUUCCGGGACCCUGUCACGUCCGACUUUCCCUGGCCAGGAAUCAUAGUGGGAAUGACCAUCCCAUCUUUGUGGUACUGGUGCACUGACCAGGUCAUUGUCCAAAGGUCUCUGGCGGCAAAGUCUCUCUCUCAUGCCAAGGGCGGGGCCCUGCUGGCCUCCUACUUGAAGAUCCUGCCUCUCUUCAUGAUGGUCUUGCCUGGCAUGAUCAGCCGUAUCCUCUUUCCAGAUCUAGUGGCCUGUGCUGAUCCCAAAUCCUGUAAAGAGAUCUGUGGCAAUCCAUCUGGAUGUUCAGAUAUUGCGUACCCCAAACUCGUCAUAGAGCUUCUGCCACUGGGACUAAGAGGGCUUAUGAUGUCGGUCAUGAUCGCAGCGCUGAUGUCCUCUUUGACUUCAAUCUUCAACAGCGCAAGCACCAUUUUCACCAUGGACCUUUGGCGACAUCUUCGACCUCUGUCUUCUGAAUGGGAGCUCAUGAUAGUUGGCAGGGUGUUUGUUCUGCUCCUUGUGAUCAUUUCCAUUCUGUGGAUCCCCCUGGUGCAAGCCAGCCAGGGUGGGCAGCUCUUCAUCUACAUCCAGACCAUCAGCUCUUACCUGCAACCUCCCGUGGCCAUCGUGUUUAUCCUCGGAUGCUUCUGGAAGCGGACAAACGAGAAGGGGGCAUUUUGUGGUCUUUUGGUUGGCAUGGUGAUCGGCCUAAUCCGGAUGGUUUUGGAUUUCGUCUACCUGCAGCCGGGCUGUGGGGAGUCAGAUGACCGUCCGGCUGUGGUGAAAUACGUGCAUUACCUCUACUUCUCCAUGAUCCUGGGGGUGAUCACGCUCAUCGUGGUGGUGGCUGUCAGCCUCUUGACGGAGCCCCCCCCAGAGGAAAUGAUUAGCCGCCUCACCUGGUUCACCCGCAAGGAUGUUCCGAGAAAAAAUGAUGCUCCAACUGCAUCGUUGUCCGUUCCAGUCAAAGGAAACCGCGAGGCUGGUCCUUCUCCUCUGGGGCAACUGGAAAUCAUGGAUGGCCCAGAAAACAUUUGCAAAAACCAUUCAGGUCCCUUGGACACAAAGAAGAAGGAGAAGAAGUCUAAAUUAAUGAGCCUGUUUUUGUGGCUCUGUGGGAUGGAGAGCAGAAAUAAGGACUCACCUGAGAUGCCUGCUGAACCCAAAGCCGGAGUCACGGCCUUGACUUCACUUGAUGAACCACCUCUGGUGAAGCACAUCCUCAACAUCAACCUGGUCUUGUGCAUGAGCGCUGGGGUCUUCCUCUGGGCCUACUUUGCAUAGCAUUGGACCAGGCCAGCCAUUGCACUCUUAUUGCCUCUGUGCUUCCACACCUGGGGGUGCCAUCCAGAACGAAGAACAUCAAAGAUAAGAUGACAUGACGAUCCAGCACGUUAUAUAUUUUUUGUAUUCCAUAGGAAAAAAUGGUAGAAUUAUGUGAAGAAUUCAGCUAUGGCUGGAGCAGGGUAGCAAAGGAAAACUGAAGCCCUUUGUUAUAAACGUUGCAGAUUCAGCACAUAUGGGGGGGGGAAGCAGGACUUUGCACUUUUGACUGUUUUAUUCCACCAUGGAUGCUCUUGGACCAGAAUCAUAAACAGAGCAUUCCAGGAUUUAUGAAGCUCAGACCAAAAAAACAACAACAUUGGUGUACAGCAGCAGGGUAUUUUAGUCAACUCGCCUUUGUCUUCUUGGAAUACGGAAAAAUAUUUGAUAAAAUCAGACCUGGAUGGACUUGCAUGCAAAAUUCUUCUGCAAGUUGGCUUGACGGCAGAACGCUAUUUUAAGAACACCAGUGUUGUUGCUAAGUUUUUCCUUAUAGUAACACAGGCUUAGUGAUGGAUUUUGAAACUCUGUUUCAAAGCUCUGUGUCUACUGUUUUGCCACUUGGUGGGUCUUCAGAGGCUGCCUAUUGUGUAGGAGCAAGGAAAAGUUGCAAGCCACUCCUCACCACCCUCUAAUAUGGAGGAUAACAUUGCUGCAGUGUCAAGUUGGGAUCUGUUCCUUAGGCCAGUUCUCUUCAUGGACAUCUUCUCUGAGGACACUUUGAGGAAUCUCAAAACCCCAAAGGAAAGGGAUUUGUAGGUGUAACUAUAUCCCGAGGACAUUUUGCUGGGCUGGUGCAAUUGACAUGAAGACCCCUUGCUCCGUUGGGCAGAGUAUCCCCCAGCACUCAGCUGCCACCACAUUGGCCUGCAGGAGUCUCUACAGUUCAGUGACCUAAGACCCUCUCCCAGAGCCGGCCAGCUGAAGGUCCCACCCUGGGCAGGAAAUCCCAUUCCAUAUUUAUGGACCUCAGUCCUUUCAGCUACUGGACUGGACUGCUGUAAACCCACAUGUUCAUUGUAGCAUGGUUGCAAUGAUCAUCGGGGCCAGGCCCAAUAGAGUGUGAUUAAUUUGGGCUUUCCAAAUCCAGACACACAAACCAUGGUUUGUGGCUAAGUGCAAAACAGUGUUGAGAACAGCAGCUUUCCUUGGUCCAACGAGUCUGGCAGCGCCCCCGGCUUUGAGGCUCUUGGUCACAAGGAGGUCCAAACAUCACUUCAUUUGCUUACUGUUCACGUGUGUUUUAAUCCAAAGGCAUUUUGUCAGGGGAAGGAUGUCAUGCUGAUGACAAACAGUAUUAGCUCUGAUAAAAAUGUCACUUAGGAACGUGCGGGAGAAGCUGGAUCUUUAACUGGAAAAAACGAAGCUACGGGAGGGAGGCUAAGAAACCCCAAGGACUUCUCCUCCACCACAUUUCUGCGGGCAGCACCAGAAAGGAUGGUAGUUCCCUCAUGUUCAGCAGAGGAUCUGUGACAAGAAACAAUGGAUGGAAACUGACCAAAGAAAGAAGCAACCUGGAAUUAAGGAGAAAGUUCCUAACAGAGAGGACAAUGAACCAGUGGAACAGCUUGCCACCAGAAAUCGUGGGCGCUCCA
This is a messenger RNA of Crotalus tigris (Tiger rattlesnake), 6003 nucleotides long. RefSeq names its product solute carrier family 5 member 11 (gene SLC5A11). Bases 2321 to 4369 code for a protein of 682 amino acids. The record is from RefSeq and is a predicted model, not a curated record. Gene Ontology annotation, cellular component: plasma membrane. NCBI's taxonomy places the organism in Eukaryota, Metazoa, Chordata, Lepidosauria, Squamata, Viperidae. The transcript is spliced from 17 exons. Gene Ontology annotation, biological process: transmembrane transport. Gene Ontology annotation, molecular function: D-glucose:sodium symporter activity.